AUGUCCAACUAUAUGGAUGGUCUAUCCCUCGGGUUCGGCUUCAAUAACGGAGUCAUGUCUGAGGGGCUUGACUCUGCGCAACAGUCCACAACGUCGCCUGCAUCCAACACCAACGCACAACAAGAUGUUUCCUCCUUCCACGUCCAACCGAAUUCUUUCCAAGGCAACGUUACUGUCUAUCAGACGACAGGGCCCGAAGCCCACACGAGCCCGAUCCAGCAACCCGGAAGCAAUACCCCCGCCCUGAACCCGCGAUCAUGCGUAACCUGUCGCCGUCGGAAAGUUCGUUGCGACAAGCAGAUGCCGUGUUCCAACUGUCGUCGAGCACAAAUUCCAUGCGUCUUUCCCGCCCCUGGGAGAGCACCGCGGCAGCCGCGCCGGAAGGAUCCCAAUGCGCCACCUAAAAACUCAAGCCAGCGUGAGAUAGAGUUGAUGAAGAGAUUGAGAAAGUUGGAGGGCAUCGUAGAAGAAUUGAGCGGACAGAUCGAGGUUGAGUCAGGGGGCAAAGGGCAAUCCUCAGCCAGCUCACCCGAAGUACAUUCAGCUCAAAAUUCCUUUGAGACAUCAGGGCAUAAUACUCAACGACACUUGUCAAAUGCAUCCUCUCAGCAAGGCAAUGCGACAAUGACUGGUGGAAGCCCGCGGGGAAGCGACGCAACAAGUGACCAGAGCGAGAGCACGCGCAAGGGUAUGCAUAAGAAGUUUGGCCGAUUGGUCCUGAACGACAACGAUACCAGUGGAAGUCGAAAAUAUGUCAGCCACGGUCUCUGGGCAAAACUUAAUGAUGAGCUUGACUCCAUAAGAGAAGAGACGCAACGGCUCACUGAUGAAGACUUUGACGAAUCUGACAUGGAAGAAACUCCGGAUAGUUCACCUGCAGUUGCGCUAUCGGCGAACCACAACGCAUUCAUCUUUGGCUAUCGCUCAACAGAGGUGGAUUUGGACAAGUACUGGCCUGUCCCUUCAGUCAUCCCAUUUCUGUGGUCUGUAUACCAGGAGAAUGUGGAGCCAUUGCUUAAAGUGCUGCAUAUCCCGACCAUGGAGCCUGUUUUCCGAGAUGCUAGAAGGGACCAUAAGCAACUCUCUCCUGGAAACGAAGCCCUGGUCUGGGCGAUAUACUAUGCUGCAAUCACGUCAUUAGAUCCUGACGAGGUUCGCGCCAACCUCGGUGUCACCAAAGAGGAUAUCCUUGUGCAAUACCGUUUCGCGGUCGAGCAGGCUCUCGCUAAAGCCAACUUCCUCAACUCGCUGGACACUCCGAUCAUGCAAGCUUUGCUCAUCUUCCUUCUUGUAGUUAAAGGCCACGAUGGAAGCCGUUUCUGUUGGUCUUUAACCGGCCUGAUAGCUCAUCUCGCUCAGGGCAUGGGACUACACCGGGAUGGGUCACAUUUUGGUCUGAGUCCCUUUGAAACAGAGAUGCGAAGACGUCUCUGGUGGUCACUACUCUUAUUAGAUCUCCGAUCCGCGGAUGAGUUGGGUACUGAUCUCAUUAUCCAAGACUUCAACUUUGAUACACAAAUGCCAAGCAACAUCAACGAUGCCGACAUUAAACCUGAUUCGACAGAAGCCCCUGAACCCAGAGAAGGCCACUCUGAUUGCGCGGUGGCGAUUGUUCGGUUUGAGAUUGCAGGUUUUGGCAGGCGUCUUGUUCGCCUAUCAUCUGCAUCAAUGUCUUUCUGUCCCAAAGGCAUGCCUUUCGAGAAUACUACUCUUGCAGAAAGAGAACGCAUGCUCAUUGACGUCUAUCGGAAAGUUGAGCACAAAUUUCUGAAGCAUGUCACAAUUGAUACCGAUCCAUUAUAUUGGAUGGCUGCCUCGAUCGCUCGUAUUAUCAUGGCUAAGAUGACUUUGGUCAUAUACCAGCCAGUACUCUUCCCAGGCUCCGAUGGCGAGGGUGCACUUUCAGAUGAAGCGAGAGAGCGUGCAUACAUGGCGGCAAUCGAGAUUGCCGAAUACAAUCACAUCUUGAACAAUGAUACAAGGUGUAAACAGUUUAGGUGGUUGUUCAAAACCUACACCAACUGGUCUGCCAUGGCCUACUUCCUCAUAGCCAGUUGUCGCCGGCCAUGGACCCCUCUUGUGGAGCGUGGUUGGGAAGCGAUCAAUUGCUACGAGGAUCAUCCAGCCCAGCUUUGGAGAUCUGGCGACAAUACAUCUGUCGUGAUGCCUAUAAGGAAACUAUAUAUGAGGGCACAAAGACAUCGUGCUACAGAAAUUGUUCGACUUCGCAGCAAUCCUGAAGAAGCCCGUCGUUUAGAAUUCGAGGAAAGGACAAACCCACGAUACCAAGUUCGAUUCGGACAGGAGACUGAUUUGACCGUCAACAAGAUGGACGAGGUCAGAGAAAAAUGGAGAAAUCUGGUGCGCUCUGAUGGAAGCAACGUCCCGAUCUCUACACCAGCCGAACUCAGCCCUGUAGCACUACCAGACAUGCUACAACCACAACCACAAAUUCCGUCUCGCCCGAGGACCCCGUCAGUCAAUGAUAUUCCAGCAAGCUUUGAUCUUUCCGACACGACGAUGAACUUUAUGAACGACAUGAUGGCACAAGGCACCAACUUCAACAUGACAGGCUUCUGGCCACUAAACGACGUCGGUGCAGCCCAAAUGAAAGCCAUGAAUACUGAAGCGACGCCUAUGACUACAGCUGCCCAAAUACCACAGACACAAGCAUUAGACAUGGGUCAACAAUUCAAUCCCCAGACAAUGCAACUACCGAAAGACGAAAAUCAAGCGCCUUAUCUCUGGACGGGUGGUUACCCGACCAUGAACUCGAAUUUUGAUCAGACUACAGUAGCAGGUAUGGAUGACAUAGACAUGCUGGGGGAGGACUUUAAUUGGCACCACUGGAGCCAAAAUGUUCGUGGUAUGUAG
This is a messenger RNA of Fusarium coffeatum, 2874 nucleotides long. RefSeq lists its product as uncharacterized. Lineage: Eukaryota; Fungi; Ascomycota; Sordariomycetes; Hypocreales; Nectriaceae. The coding region runs from base 1 to 2874 and encodes 957 amino acids. The record is from RefSeq and is a predicted model, not a curated record. The transcript has 3 exons. Gene Ontology annotation, biological process: DNA-templated transcription; regulation of DNA-templated transcription. Gene Ontology annotation, molecular function: zinc ion binding; DNA binding; DNA-binding transcription factor activity, RNA polymerase II-specific.